Conger conger (European conger) is the source of this 2538-nucleotide messenger RNA. RefSeq names its product extracellular calcium-sensing receptor. Lineage: Eukaryota; Metazoa; Chordata; Actinopteri; Anguilliformes; Congridae. Bases 64 to 2538 code for a protein of 824 amino acids. The transcript is spliced from 6 exons. Gene Ontology annotation, molecular function: G protein-coupled receptor activity. Gene Ontology annotation, cellular component: membrane. Gene Ontology annotation, biological process: G protein-coupled receptor signaling pathway. The record is from RefSeq and is a predicted model, not a curated record.
GAACGCUGGGAUGACCUGGACACCGCUGUAGUCCACAAAGACGGCCAUGUUGUUCUGGCCGGCAUGUUCCCCAUUCACUCCAAAGGCGUGGACGAGGACCAUGCAUACAGGCAGAGGCCAGGGAGAAGGAAGUGCCGAGGGUUUAAUCUUCGCGUGUUCCGGUGGUCCCAAGCGAUGAUAUUCUUCAUCGAGGAGAUUAACCGGAACCCUGCCCUCCUCCCCAACAUCACGCUGGGCUACAGACUGUAUGACACCUGUGGACUGGAACAGCUUUCGGUGAGGACAGCCUUGUCUGUCAUCUCUCAGCCCCUUAAGAAAUGGGAGGGCAGGUGCGUAUCUCCCAGCCUCCCCCUCAUCAUUGGGGACUCUGGCUCCACGCUGUCCAUGGCCAUCUCCCGUCUGCUCAACCUUAACAGGGUCCCUCUGGUGAGCUACUUUGCCUCAUGCGCAUGUCUGAGUGACAAGCGGCAGUUCCCUUAUUUCUUCCGUACAAUCCCGAGUGAUGUGAACCAGGCUGACGCCCUGGCCCGUCUGGUACAUCACUUUGGGUGGACCUGGGUGGGCACCAUGGGGGCAGACGACGACUAUGGUCGCAUGGGCAUCGACAUGUUCACAGCUGAGGUGACCAAACUGGGUGUGUGCGUGGCUUUCAGGGUAAUUAUCCCCAAGCUACCAUCCAGAGAAAGAAUGCGUGAGAUUGUCACAAUAAUACGUGACUCCACUGCUACAGUGAUUGUGGCCUUUGCUAUAGAAGAGGACAUCCAACCCGUCAUCCAAGAGAUCGUCCGACAGAAUGUGACAGGGAAGCAGUGGGUGGCAAGCGAAGCCUGGGUCACCUCCACCCUAAUCUCUACCCGGGAGAACCUUCCCUUCCUGGAUGGGACGAUCGGCUUCGCCAUCCGCAGGGCUGAGAUGCCUGAGUUGAAACAGUUCCUCGAGAGUCUCUCCCCACUGGCUGAGCCCCAUAACCCCUUUUCCAGGGAAUUCUGGGAAUUGCAGUUUCAGUGCUCGCUGAACACAACAGAACCAGUUGCCUCUACCACUGAGCCCACUGGCUAUAACAAUACCUGUACAGGGGAAGAGAGGAUCGAGGACACAGACAGCAUCUAUAAUGACGUGUCACAGCUCAGGGUCACCUAUAACAUGCACAAGGCUGUUUAUGCCGUGGCGCAUGCCUUGCACAACAUGCUGGUGUGCCAGGAUGGGGGAGGAAGCAGAGCAGGGGGCCGGACUCAGACCAGCAGCUGUGCAGACAUAAACAGACUGCAGCCAUGGCAGAUUGUGCAGCACCUGAAGGAGGUGAGCUACACCAACAUCUUUGGAGACGUUGUUCAUUUUGAUGACAAUGGCGACCCGGUGGGGUCCUACGACAUCAUCAACUGGCAGAAGGACGGAGAGGGUUCGGUGAAGUAUGUGACCCUGGGCCGUUUUGAUUCCUCCCUGCCACUCCAGCAACAAUUGGUAUUCAGCCAGAGGGACAUCAUAUGGCACGGUGAUCUCAGGGAGGCUCCUGUAUCAGUGUGCUCGGACACCUGCCCCACAGGAUACAGGAAGGCCUCACGCUCAGGACAGCCUGUGUGCUGCUAUGACUGUGUCAUCUGUGCUGAGGGCACCAUCAGCAACAGAACAGAUCAGCCAGAGUGUGUUCCAUGCCCAGAAGACUUCUGGUCCAAUGAGAAACGGGACAGCUGCGUUGCCAAGGAGAUCGAGUUCCUUUCCUACACAGAGCCCUUCGGAAUGGCACUGGCUGCCAUGGCGAUCCUGGGUGCCUUAUCCACUGCAGCGGUGGCGGCCAUUUUCCUGAGGCACAGGCACACCCCGAUUGUCCGCGCAAACAACUCAGAGCUGAGCUUCCUGCUGCUGUUGUCGCUGAUGUGCUGUUUCCUGUGUGCGCUGACCUUCCUGGGUCAGCCCUCGCACUGGGGCUGCCGGCUCCGCCGUACUUCCUUCGGCAUCAGCUUCGCCCUCUGCCUGUCCUGCCUGCUCAGCAAGACCCUGGUCGUACUGAUGGCGUUCCAAGCUACACUGCCUGGCAGCAAUGUGGCGCGUUGGUUUGGCCCCACUCAGCAGCGACUGGGUGUGUUGGUCUGCAUCGCUGUGCAGGUGGGAAUCUGUGGUGUGUGGCUCGCCAGAGCUCCACCCUACCCGGUUAAGAACACCUGGCUUUACAGAGACAGAAUCAUCCUGGAGUGCCACCUGGGGUCUGUGGUGCUCUUCGGUUGUGUUCUGGGCUACAUUGGCUGCUUGGCUGGCUUCUGCUUCAUCUUGGCCUUCCUCGCUAGGAAACUGCCUGAUAAUUUUAACGAAGCCAAGUUCAUCACCUUCAGCAUGCUCAUAUUCUGUGCAGUCUGGAUCACCUUCAUACCAGCUUAUGUCAGCUCACCUGGAAAGUUCACUGUUGCUGUGGAAAUAUUUGCCAUUUUAGCUUCUACUUUCGGUGUCCUGCUCUGUAUCUUCGCUCCAAAGACAUAUAUUAUUAUAUUGAAACCAGAGAAGAAUUCUAAAAAAAACAUGCUUUCCCAAAAGUCAGCAAGGUGA